AUGGUACCGUCGGAAGAUGCUAUAGCUAAAUUCGUCUCUUGUGUUCCAGAUGCCGAUGAGGGCAAGGCUUGGGUGUUUUUAGAGGGCGCAACAACCCUGGAUGAAGCCGUGGAGCAAUAUCUCGAUAACCCAGACAAAUACUCCCAAAAAGAACCUGUAAAGCCCGCUGGUCUUAAACAAGACAAAUGCGACCAUGGCUCAAAUGGCGAUGCCCCUCCGGCGUACGAUGCUACUUCAUACAGUCGUAAUGGCGCACAUUCAGCUCCUCAGCGUCAUAGGCCACACACAAACAAGGUGAUUGAGGCGGCAAGAAUACGCGCCCAAGACGAGCAACAUAUGCAAAAUGUCCUGCAACGCGUACAACUCGCUCAUCGCAUUUACAACAGCGACAUUGAGCCAGAACACGACGUGGAUACAUUCUGUGGCUGUGACAUACAUCAGUACAUGAACCUCAAAGUGAGACGACUCAAUGUGCAAAAUAGGUGGUCAGAAGCAGUCUUGUACCCAGGUGAAAAGGCAUACCAUGACUGCUACCAGGCAACAAUCAGUUACUUUUUCCAGAAUCCAUAUCGAGCACGGGUCUACUCACCAUAUGGCAACUUUAGUCCUAGUUACAGGGGAUGGCAAUACCCCAUCGCCAGGUAUUACAACGUAUCGGUUCGUCAGACCAUUGAGUUGAAUCACAAGGCUCAGCUGUCCAUUGAUGCCAAGGAACCGAGGAUGAAUAUUUGGGACAUUGAUAGCCCGAAGGCUUCGGGGCAGCAUCACACUAAUGGAAACUCGUCAACAUCUACUGGAAAUCAUGAUGAGAAGUUGGUCAACGAGAAAUCGGCGAGUACUAGCCAACAAACUACGUCUGGAGCGGCUGGCAAUGGCACCGGUGAAGCAUCAUCCAGCAAACCAUCAAGAUUCAUAACAUUGAAAAAAGCCCUGUCAAUAAAAUCUCCCGAAGAAAAAGCCGCUGCUAAACUCGAAAAAGCAAUAUCAGAAUGCAGAGGCUUACGUGACGCAAUCGUACAAGAAGAAACCGGUAGAUGGCCAGACCCCGAGUGGCGACAGAUCGUGGCAACGUACCAAAGCAAAGUCGGAAUGGCAAAUACAAUCGAUAAAAUUCGCCAGAACACCCCCAUUCAGUACUUGCACAUGCUACGAGCCGGAUACUUUGAGCCCAUUCCCGUCGCGUGGGCAAACCAGCUAUCCAAUCCACUCAAGUUCACCAUUGAUGCUGCAGCAGGAUGGAGAGGCAUAACACCAACAUGGAGGGGAUACGAGGAUACGGCAGAAGAGAGACUAUACUGGGUAUUAAACCACAGGGCUGGGAAUGGUCAGCGGCUAAAGCCGGACAUUAUAUCAGCGUUGGACCUGGCACGACGGAGGAUGGCAUCUGCCGUUGAGCCGCCUCCCGCAUACUUUGCACCAGAUGAUACCUGUCAUCUGCAACAUACAUCUGAAGGGUACUCUAAACAAGUCAUGCCAGCGCCGUUUCGGCCGUACGAUUUACCAGAGACUGCCGAAGACAAUACCGUGAUAUUGCUCGACGUUUCUGGCUCGAUGGACUUCGACCCAAUGCGGCCAUUGUACGACGAGUAUUUAAUAACAGGGUACACUCGAUCGAAUCAACCCAAGAACAAAGCCACCGCCAAAGCCAUCAUCCGUCGCUUCACAGACGCCCUCUCCAACCACGACAACAAUUUCCAAGGCUACCAACUAACCACCUUUGCCAACCAAGCCGAAUACAUCGGCAUCCUCAACCACCAAAACUUCGAAAAGAUUUGGAAAAUGGUCAACUUCGGUGGCGGCACCCGCGUCAUGACGGGCUGGCAAAAAGUCAAGGAACUUCAUUUCGAGAAGCACUCCGCGUCGGCGACGCACCACCCCGUAUACGGCUGGCAGGCUGGGCCGGAAACGCCCAUGCUAAGAGUGCUAUUGCUGCUUGACGGAGAGGCGCAGGAUAUGGAUGAGUUUGAACUUGAUCUGCUUGGCUUGUCGUGGGUUCAUGUCACGAUAUUCUUGAUUGGGGUUGAUGGUUGCCCGCACCAUCAUCGGCAUGCGAAUGAGUUGCAGAGGAUCAGUGAGGUGAAUCCGCAUGUUUCGUUUGUUGAUGCGCAGGGGAAUACGCCGGAGAGGUUUGUGACGCAUGAGUUGUUGAAGAGGCAUUUGGGGUAUGAUGUGUCGAUGCGGGAGUUUGAGGAGAUGGAGCAUCCGCCUGCGUAUGUUGCGUGA
Messenger RNA from Pochonia chlamydosporia 170, 2223 nucleotides. Its product is annotated as von willebrand factor type A domain-containing protein. Lineage: Eukaryota; Fungi; Ascomycota; Sordariomycetes; Hypocreales; Clavicipitaceae. The coding region runs from base 1 to 2223 and encodes 740 amino acids. The record is from RefSeq and is a predicted model, not a curated record. The transcript is spliced from 5 exons.